UAUCUAGCAGGAUGAGCACCUACAACCCUCCCACACUCCAGAAGCUGGCACUGGAUGGGCUGCUGAGGAAAGAUGCCAUAAACUCCUCCGAUCUGGACUACUUGCCCACAGUGCUUUUCCCACCACUCUUCCUAGAGGCUUUCAAUGGCAGACACACAGAUAUGAAGGCAAUGGUGGCAGCCUGGCCCUUUCCCUGCCUCUCUGUGGGGGCCCUGAUGAAAACCCCUGAUGUGGAGGUCUUGCAAGCUGUGCUGGAUGGCAUAGAUAUACUGCAGACACAGAAUGCUAGUCCCAGCAGGAAGCUUCAAGUCCUGGACUUGAGAGAUGUGCACCAGGAUUUUUGGGAUGUAUGGGCUGGAAGAAAGGAUGAAGUCUGCUCAGCAAAGACUGGGAAUGAGAAACAAGUUGCAAAGCACAUUCCUAGAUGUGCACUGAGGCAGCAUUUGAAGUGGAGAUUAUCAGGGAGAUCUUGA
Molecule: messenger RNA, 473 nt
Organism: Apodemus sylvaticus (European woodmouse)
Lineage: Eukaryota; Metazoa; Chordata; Mammalia; Rodentia; Muridae
Product: PRAME family member 18-like
Cellular component (GO): cytoplasm
Source: RefSeq, a predicted model, not a curated record